ACGAUACAAGGAUCCAACAUGAAUAUACAUAUAUAUAUACAAACAUAUAUAUCCGUCAGGACUUAACAAUUUACCCAACAAAACGUCAGUACCUGGUUAGCGUCCCAAACAGAGAAGCAGAGUAUGGACAGUGCGUUUGUGAUUAAUUAUUUAAGUUUCAGCUGUCGCGCCUGGAAACGACGCCUUGGAUAAUUUUUUAACAAAAAUUUUUUUAAAUAAUUAAUUAAUAAUUAGUGACAAAAAUAAUUUUUCUAAAACACCUUUUGGAUUUUUAAAGACAAUCCAACAUUAAAAUCACUAGUGAAGAAAAGAAAGAAAUUCCCAAUGUUUAAUGCCUACAAAAAAUUCCGCUACAAAAAGCUGAAUGAUUAAUUAAAUAAUUAAUAAUAAAUUAAAAAGAUAAUUUAAAAAAACUGGGGAUUCCCAGUUAAAACAAAAAACCGUGGAAGGCUCAAGAAAAUCAAUAAUAAGCCACUACGGGCUUUACCAAAAUUCCUACUCAUGCAGCAACGCACCCGGCAGCAUCUACGGCUACCCUACGACUACGACUACGACUACCCCCACUACUAGUUACUUGCCGGCGUAUCCCCACUUCCAAAGCCAGUUUCAAUUGAACGAAGACUACCGGCCGAUAUAUUUUUAUGUCGCCCAGCCCUACACCAUUCCUUACACCUUCGCCAAGCGCCCUAAGAGUAAUAAUAAUAACAAUCACACCCUCUCGAUUGGACGGUCCACUAGGAGUAGGAGUCGGGUCAAGUUUUCUAAGAAAUUGAGCAACGCUGAAUUUUCUCAGAAGGUUAAGCAAGGCGAAUUUUCAAAGAGUUUGAAUCAAGUUCAGUUUGUAGAUCCUACAGUUAAAACUUCUCCAAAAGAAUUGCCGAGAAAACCAGUAGAUCCCGCAAUGACGUCCAUGUUCAGACGAGGAACAAUUUUUGCGACGUUUUUCCUCUCGCUGAUUGGCGGAGGACUAGUUUGUGCGGCGCUGGUGACUCAGCACUGGGUCGAAGCCAAAGCUUGGCGGACUCCUAACCCCCAAGAGAGCGCCGGGAAAAUUCAUUUUGGGCUUCUCAAUGGAAAAAAGGAGCUCAAUGUCGCUUAUGGCUGGCGUACCUAUCACAUUACAGUUGCUCAAAUGAUUAAAUCAGAUCCAAAUGUAAUGGACUGGAGUCUUUGGAUGUCAACAUUAAUCACAACAUCAAUGGCAUUAAUAGCUGCAGGAUUAUCAGCAUUAAUAGCCGUCCUAAAUACAGCAACGACUCCCAGAAUUAAAUUAUUGUCUGUACCUGGUGUUUAUAUAAUCAAUAGUCUAACAUUAAUAUUAUGUAUUACGAGUGUCAGUACGUGGUUGGCCCAAUUCUACACAAAAUUACAAAACAACGUUCUGCCAAAAGAGGAUGUCGAUAAUAUGUGGACGAGUGAAGGUUCCGCGGAGCUAGGAUACUCCUUUUGGAUGGUAGUUAGCGCCGGGGUUGUUCACCUUAUCAGUAUCGCUUUGGUUGGCUGGGGAUCAGGAAGAGUUAAAGAAGAUCGUAUUGAGCACAUACCUGCUUUAGAAGAAAAAACAGCUGCGGCCAUAAUGCUCUAUUAAUUUGCUUUUUAGUGAUGAUGUCAAAUUAUUUUUAAAUUAUUGUAAUUUAUUUUUUUAACAGUCAAA
Messenger RNA from Cotesia glomerata, 1654 nucleotides. RefSeq lists its product as uncharacterized. The coding region runs from base 902 to 1588 and encodes 228 amino acids. The record is from RefSeq and is a predicted model, not a curated record. NCBI's taxonomy places the organism in Eukaryota, Metazoa, Arthropoda, Insecta, Hymenoptera, Braconidae. The transcript is spliced from 6 exons.